UUGCUAAUCCCAAAACAUUGCAUCCACUUCGUUGACGCGAAUGCGGCCAAGAUGCCGAGAAUGGAGGACAUUCUGAACCUUCCUGUGCAAGAUCCUCUUUGUAAAGAGUUUUCUGCUGCUCACAUAAAUUGGGUUAGAUUGGAAGGUGGUCGCCAAGGUGGUGAUGAUAUUGCUCUCAUUCCUUUUGCCAGAGUUGAUGAUUUUGUCAAAGGGGAAUCUUUCAAUCCCGAAUGCCCUGCGAGUUUUCGCAUAGAAUCAAGGAGGAAGAGACCUGAAGGAAGUAUUGCCAAACCAAGGGUUGAUGGUUACCUUGAAUACACUCUAUACUGGUGUUCUUAUGGUCCCGAAGACUACCGAGAUAGCGACUCAGGUGUAGGGGAUGGUAUGAGCUCCAAGCCUGCCUCAGGGAAGGGGAGCAGGCCGGGGAGGCGUCACAUGAUGAGAGGGUGCCUUUGCCAUUUCACUAUUAAAAGACUUUACACCAGGCCUCUCCUUGCACUAAUCAUAUAUAACCAAAAAAGGCACGUAGAUAAAUCAGGGGCACCAUGUCAUGGAUUGCUUGACAGGGAUGCCGUGGGGACGAGAGCCAUGUAUGCUCCACGAAUUUCAGAUGAGUUGCGCCAGAAAGUGACGUCUUUGCUUUAUGUUGGAAUAUCUUUGGACAAGAUAAUACAGCACCAUACAGAGGAGAUGCAGAAGCAAGGUGGGCCCCAAAACCGUGAUGGUUUUCUCACUCGAAAUGAUGUACGUAACAUGGAAAGGACUAUUCGUAAUUCUUCACAUGAGCUACACGAAAAUGAUGAACACAGUGUAAAGAUGUGGGUUCAGAGGCAUCAGAAGCAUGUUUUCUAUUUUCAAGAUAACUCAGCUUCAGAACAAUUUGUGUUGGGUAUACAAACAGAUUGGCAGCUGCAACAAAUGCUCCGUUAUGGAAAUAAUGGUUUAAUUUCGUUUCAUUCAGGAUUUGGCUUGAAAAAGCUCAAGUAUCCUGUAUGUUCUUUACUUGUUUUCAAUUCAUCCCAAAAUGCAAUUCCGGUUGCCUGGAUCAUCACCUCAUCUUUUGUUGGUAAAUCUAUUCAUAAGUGGAUUGUAUUGCUAUCUGAAAGAUUAAGAACGAAGGAUCCCAGAUGGAGGCCAAAUGCUAUUUUGUUAGAUGAUCCAUCUUUGCAAUUUUCUAUCAUAAGAGAAGCUUUCCAGUGCCGCGUCCUAUUAUGUGCCUGGCAUGUUCGCCGUACUUUGAUUAAAAAACUCAUCAAAAAAUGCUGCAACUUCGAGGUGCAACGUGAGAUGUUUAUGUAUUUGGGAUGGAUUCUGUACUGUACAAAAUGUGGGUCAAAUGCUAUGGAUUCUGUUGAAGAGUUUAUUCAAAUUUUUGUUGACCAGUGUGCCUUUAUGGACUAUUUCAAAAACCAUUGGCAAACUAGAAUAGAUAUGUGGAUUGAUGCAAUAAAAUCAUUCCCGGUGACAACCCCUGAGACCCAUGCUGCUACAGAAUCCUAUCACCUAACAUUAAAAUCUAUACUUCUGAAGGAGGAUUGUGGUAAUUUCUGGCUAAGAGUUGACUGGUUAAUGCAUGCUUUAACUACCGUAUUUCACUCGUUAUACUGGUUGGAUCAGUACAGUUUAGAGACAGGGUAUUUUGAGAAUGUAAACGACAAUUCUUUCUCCCCUAAUGCUUGGAAUCGUGCUCUUCAUAUUCCUGAUGUUGACGUGAUGCUGGAUGAGCAAAAUCUCCAUCUUGCCAAAGUUUUAUCCCAGACUGACAGAAGCUUGGUAUAUACAGUUUGGAAUCCUGGUUCAGAAUUUUCACUUUGUGAUUGUUCCUGGUCUAGGUUGGGAAACCUCUGUAAACAUGUCAUCAAAGUGGCAAAUUUCUGUAGAUAUCGGCAGGUUGCAAAACCAUCAUUGUCUGCUCAAGUUUAUAAACAGAAUUUGCUCACUCUUCUCCAAAAUCCUCCUGAUGAUCCUUUAGUUCUGGACCAUACCGUUCUACAUGUGGCCCGUUUGCAACAAGACAUUAAGGCCUUGGAAGACUUGUCCAACAGUGGAUUGCUCCAGCCUAUAUCUCUUGAUUUAAGUUCUCAAAUGGCUGAAAAUCCUCUGCUUUUUCAACAAUCCAGUGACUGGCCCAUAUUGAAAAUAGAUUGACUAUGUUAGGGUUGAAGCUCGUUUUCAGCUUAUCCACUUGAGGCUAUGUCGUGGCCUGUUAUCCUUAAGCAAUGAAUUUGCAAGAAUAAAAAAAUGAUGUAAUAUUGCCUUUAAGGAGGUACCCAUUCCAGAACUGUUCAGUUCACGAACCAGAAGACUUUUUGCAAAAAGAUUAUUGAUCUUCCAAAUACAGCUUAGGGUGGAGUUUGACCCAUGGUUGUUGGAAGUUUGAGGAAGCUUCUCUAAUGCAUAUUUGAGGCUGUUAUCUGGCAGGCUCAAUAUUUGUCAGAUGCUUUCCCUGCUUUGGGGGGAUGAACUCCAGAGUGCCAAAAGAAAUGAAAAGGAACGAACAAAACAGUUAGGAUCUUGUUGAGGUUGUUAACAUGCAUUCAGACGUCAAGGUGUUUUGCAGAUCAAACCAUCAUGCCGUUAGUGUAAGCAGUCAAUUCUAAUAUAACAACACUGUAUUAAUGUUUUGUUUUGUAUUCACUAUACAUUGUUUGUGUACAAUAAUGACAACAAGGUUUGAAUUUAGACCCUCAUUCAAGCUACCUAAACCCCUACUGCCAGACUGGGCAUAAUGGGUUAUGAUCUCUAUAACCUUAUAUCACUUGCAUGCCCUGAAGGUAGCUACAGACAAGAAUUUAAGUUCAUGCUACGGAAUAAUGAAAGAAGUUAUUCAUGGUUGAUGGUGGGACUUUGUAGAUAUUCCGGGCGUGAUCGUUGAAGUAGAUUUUCAUGUGGUUCCCAGGCUCCCCACAACUUCGGUUAUGGUCUUUUGGUGGAGGAUACUCAGCUGACAAAUCAUUAGAUGUCACAUAAUAAAGGGUGGAAAGAAAAGUAUAGAAAAAGACAUAUGUGUUGGCAAUUAGCCGAUCCACUCUACUCAAGUUCAACAAUAGCAUCAUUGAAAGAGAUAUUACUAUCUCAAAAACGAAACUAGGAUUCUAUGGUUGAGGCAUCUACCAUUUGUACAGUUUCAUAUCUGUUGAAAUUUCUAGUUACUUUUUUCUCUCUAUCCAAGGGGAAACUCUCAUUUGGGAGCUUUUUUACUUGUUUAAGCUUUUUCUUAGAAUUCAUCUAAGUGUAAGAAAAGGUUGAUUGUUUCGGUAUCUUAAAUUUAAGAGGGUAGCAGUA
This is a messenger RNA of Vigna radiata var. radiata (mung bean), 3285 nucleotides long. RefSeq lists its product as uncharacterized. NCBI's taxonomy places the organism in Eukaryota, Viridiplantae, Streptophyta, Magnoliopsida, Fabales, Fabaceae. The record is from RefSeq and is a predicted model, not a curated record. Bases 52 to 2148 code for a protein of 698 amino acids. Gene Ontology annotation, molecular function: zinc ion binding. The transcript is spliced from 8 exons.